UUUUUUAAAAAAAUUCUUUCUACUUUAAAAAAAUGCUUCCUUCUGAGAUUAUUGCAUUAUGUUUAUAUUUGAAUGCCUCUGCAGACUCUGAUAUUUGUUGCAAAUACAGUAGGAAAUAGGACUUCAAGUUCUUAGGAUUGUAGAUUAGAAUUGAAUGGGUGAGCACCUCAAAUUUGAUGUGAUCUCUAUGAGUAUUUGUGGUUUACAAUAUCCACAAGUCGGGGUGGAUAUUUGGUCCAGAAAUUAAGAUGUUACUUGGGACACCCACAUUCCAUAUUAGUGUCUGGGUUUGAGUCCUGCCUGAGCUUCCAAUUCCAGCUUCGUGCUAAUGCACUCCCUGGAGGCAGCAGAUGUCUCCAGUACUUCCGUCAGUGCCUUGCACAAGGGAGAUGUGAAUUGAGUUCCGGGCUCCUGGCUUUGCCUGCCUCCCAGCCCUGGCUGUUGCAGGCAUUUGGAGAGUGAACAAGUGGAUGGAAGAUCUACCUCUGUUCUCUGUUUCUGUCCCUCUUCUGCCUUCCAAAUAAAGAUUUUUUAAAAUGGGGCCGGCACUGUGGUAUGGCAGGUAACCAGCCACUCUCUUCAGUGCCAACAUCCUGAAUGGGCGCUAGUUCGAGACCUGACUGCUCUACUUCUGAUCCAGCUCUCUGCAAUGGCCUAGGAAAACAGCAGAAGAUGGCCCAAAUCCGUGGGCCCCUGUACCUGUGUAGGUCUGAGACCCAGAAGAAGCUCCUGGCUUCGGAUCAGCCUAGCUCUGGCCGCUGCAGCCAUCUGGGGGGUGAACCAGUGGAUGGAAGACCUCUCUUUAUCUCUGCCUCUCCUCUCUCUGUGUAACUUUCUCUCUUUCAAAUAAAUAAAAGCAUUUUAAAAAUAAAAUAAAAUUGAAUAAAUCGCUAGUGUAUGUCCAGUCAGGCUCCUGGCAGGAAACAGAUGGUCCAUUCAAAAUGGGUGCCUUGAGGAGAAGCUAAGCAGCAUAGAUAUGGAUAGGGUUAAACCAUGAGGGCAGGCGUUUAUUCUUGGGCUGAAGAUACCAGUUAGGACAUUCAUGUCCCACGCUGGAGUGCCUGGCUUGAGUCCAAGCUGGUCUGUGCUUCUGAUCCAGCUUCCUGCUACUACACCUGGGAAGCUGUAGGUGAUGCCCAGAUGCUUGGGUUUCUGGCCAGCAUGAGGAGAUCCAAAUGGAGGUCCUGGAUCCUGGAUUCUACCUGGCCCAGCCCUGGCUAUUAGAGGCUUUCGGGGGAUGAACCAGUGGAUGGAAGAUGUUUCUCAUCUCUGCCUUUCAAAUAAAUAAAAAUAAGUUAAUUAAGAGUCAUAAAAAAGCAUCAAAGGACAGUUCUGGGUCCCAGCAUGCCUCAUGCCUGGGAGCCGUUGCACUCCUGGGCUUGAAGAGGUCGGAGGAGGAAGUAGUUACUAGCAGUUGAGAAGGCAGCUGUAUGAAGAGUGCCAAAUGCUAAAGACUGGGGCUUUGAUAAAGGUUCUCAGUGAGUCCCAGCCAGUAUGUAGGGAGGGAGCCAGGGACCAGGCUCCUGACCACACUGUCUAGUCGGCUGCUGCUGCCUGUAUGAGGCCAGAGGCCAGGGACUCCCUCUGAUGCUGACCACAUAUGUCAGCCUCCCGAAGCACACAAUGGGAUUGAAACGGCAGACUGGAUGUGGGAGGGCAGGUGGCAGACACAUAGUGACCACGUGGGACCUUGCCCAUUCUUUCUCUCCCAAUUCACAUUAUCUUUUGAUCAGGCACAGUUCACAAAUGCUGUGUAUUCAGAGAAUUACUGUGGCUGGCCAUAAGAAUGAGUUCAUCUAUUUUUUUUGAAAGAUCGUUUAUUUGAGAGAAAGAGAGAGAGGGAGGGAGAUUUUCCAUCUGUUGGUUCAUUCCCCAGAUGGCUGCAACAGCCAAGGCUGAAGCCAGGACAGUAGCUUCAUCCAGGUCUCCUAUGAGGGAGACAGGAGCCCAAACUUGGGUCAUCUUCCACUGCUUUUCCCAGGCUGUUAGCAAGGAGCAGAAUCGGAAAUGGAGCAGCUGGGAUGGGAGAUGAUGUUGCAGGCAGCGGCUUUACCUGCUAUGCCACAGUGCUGGCCCCGGGAAUUCAUUGGCCACCAACUUUUAAAAUAAUGUAAUUUUUGUGUGAUGGCAAACAUUUAGGUUCUAGGGCUAACUGUGGCACUUAAUAGCUAGAGUGAGCAAGGAUACAAGGGUGACCUAACCAUUGUAGAAAAUGAAAGUUGAAAAAGCCCUAGAAACUGAAGCGUUAUACACUGUGAAAGUGUUUCACAUGCCCUGUAGCUGCAGCUUGCCUGACAAUGAGCGAGUUUCACGUUUAUGUUCUGGUUCCCAGCACGAGUGUAUCUCUAUCCAUGUGGCGCAGGCGGGCGUCCAGAUCGGCAACGCCUGCUGGGAGUUGUACUGCCUUGAACAUGGCAUUCAGCCCAACGGUCAGAUGCCAAGUGACAAAACCAUCGGUGGCGGUGGCGGUGAUGACUCGUUCAACACGUUCUUCAGUGAGACGGGGGUGGGCAAGCAUGUGCCCAGAGCCAUGUUUGUUGACCUGGAGCCCACGGUGGUUGACAAAGUGCGCACGGGCACGUACAGGCAGCUGUUCCACCCGGAGCAGCUGAUCACCGGGAAGGAAGACGCGGCCAACAAUUACGCCAGGGGCCAUUACACCAUCGGCAAGGAGAUCGUGGACCUCGUGCUGGACCACAUCCGCAAACUGGCGGACCUGUGUACGGGGCUGCAGGGCUUCUUCAUCUUCCACAGCUUUGGGGGUGGCACCGGCUCCGGGUUCGCAUCUCUGCUCAUGGAGCAGCUGUCGGUGCACUAUGGCAAGAAGUCCAAGCUGGAGUUUGCCAUCCACCCAGCGCCGCAGGUUUCCACGGCCGUGGUGGAGCCGUACAACUCCAUCCUGACCACCCACACGACCCUGGAAUAUUCUGAUUGUGUCUUCAUGGUGGACAAUGAAGCUAUCUAUGACAUCUGUCGGCGCAACCUGGACAUCGAGCGUCCCACGUACACCAACCUCAACCGCCUGAUCAGGCAGAUCGUGUCAUCCAUCACGGCCUCCCUGAGAUUCGACGGGGCCCUGAACGUGGACUUGACGGAGUUCCAGACCAGCCUGGUGCUGUACCCCCGCAUCCACUUCCCGCUAGCCACCUACGCCCCGGUCAUCUUGGCGGAGAAGGCCUACCACGAGCAGCUGUCCGUGGCCAAGAUCACCAAUGCCUGCUUUGAGCUGGCCAAUCAGAUGGUGAAGUGUGACCCUUGCCAUGGCAAGUACAUGGCCUGCUGCAUGCUGUACAGGGGUGACGUAGUCCCGAAGGAUGUCAACGCGGCCAUCGCCACCAUCAAGACCAAGCUCACCAUCCAGUUUGUGGACUGAUGCCCGACCAGCUUUAAGGUAGGCCUGGGCGUUGGGAGGUGUCACCCCAUCAGCGGGCAGCAGACCUCCGGGAGAAGGCAUACUGUGAUUAGCAGGCUGCGUGCCCUGACACACCUGGUUUGCGUCUUCAUGCCCUUUGGUUUUUAACCUUGUCCACAAUGAUUUUCCCCAUAGACAAAACUAUGGAUUCCACAUUUGUAAGCUCUGAUGAGUUCCCAUGUAUUGGGGGAGUUUCGAGUUCCAGAUCAUUCAGAUGGAAAAUGACAUGAGAAACCCAGAGCAGUGUGUCUGCCGUUUCCCACGUGGAUGGCUGUGCUUCCUCUGAUCACCCACCACUUGUUAGACGCUCUCGGCCCCCUUGAUGACAGCUUGACACAGAUGACUUAUUUUUUUCUUUCAAGAUGUAUUUUAUUUAUUUGAAAGGCAGAGUUACAGAGAGGCAGAGGUAGAGAGAGAGAGCGGUCUUCCAUCUGCUGGUUCACUCCCCAAAUGGCCACAGCUGCCAGAGGUGGGCUCUUCCAGAGCCAGGAGCUUCUCCCAGGUCUCCCACAUGGGUGCAGGGGCCCAAGGACUUGGGCCAUCUGCUGCUUUCCCAGGCACAUUAGCAGGAAUCUGGAUUAGAAGUGGAGCAUGGGCUGACGCUGUGGUGUAGCGGCUAAAGCAGCUGUCUGCAGUGCCAGCAUCUCAUAUGGAGAUCAGUUCAACUCCCAGCUGCUCCACUUCUGAUCCAGCUCUCUGCUGUGGUCUGGGAAAGCUGUGGACGAUGCCCCAAGCCCUUGGGCUCCUGCACCCGUGUGAGAGAAACGGAUGAAGCUCCUGUCUCCUGGCUUCAGGUCAGCACAGCUCCGGCCACUGCAGCCAUCUGUGGUGCCCCUUUGCCCCCGGGGUGCUGACGUGGGGCAACUUCUGCUCACUGGGAAGCAAGGGAGGUGGAGAGGUGAGGACAGGACCACAACAGGCACCGCGACCUCCCUAGUGGGCCAGGGAAGGACCAGCUUCAUCCUCUCAGCCCAGGGAACUGGGACGGGAAGGGAGGGGCUGGUGACCAUGAGCACAGGGAGCCUAGGGCCAGGCAGGGGCUCUUGCUGCCAGUGGGGGCUCCGGGCCUGUCAGAGGUCCACCUUCGUGGGUGUGGGGCAGCGCCCCCACAGCGGUUGUGGGGUGCCUGUCUUGAGCAGGGCCAGGCUGCCCAGGGCUGAGAUACCUAUAUCCCCAUAUCAGCUCUGCCCAGGACGUCACCCUGGAACUAACGAGUCCGGGUGGCCUGCCUGAGAGAUGCUCAGUGCUGUGAGUGUACACCUGGGGCUCAAGGCACCUGGGACCCCCACACCCCUCAGGGUCCCCCACCGCCCACCCUCCCCCCGUGCCCUGGCCUCCUGAGGUCAUGCGCCCCACCUCACCCCUCCUCUGUCAGCCAGACCCAGGCCAUCUCUCCACCACUCUGCUCCUACUUAUUCUCCAGGUUCUAGCACAACAUGGAGGCAGAAGCCCUUAUCCCCAUGCUAAGGUGGGCUGCUGAGUCAUGCCAGAGACAGCCCAAGAUGGCUCCAUCCCUGCAAGUCACCGGAGCCCACCCUCCAGCCACGGGGCCUCUCUCCCUGCAUCUGUGGGAACAGCCUCCAAGUCCGACUCCUGCCCCAGGCCCCACUCCUGCCAGCACAGACCCGGGGGCAGGGCCAUAAGCUGCACCCUCCCUGUGGUCUGUACUGCGAGAGCCCACAAGCAGGUUCAGAGCCACAGAGACCACAUCCCUGGCCACCCUUCAGACUAGGUCUUCGUAAGCCUUGAGCCUAGCCCUGAAGCCAGGCACCUGCUGGACAACUGCCCACAUGCUAGGCUGGUGCCCCAACCCUGUGGACACAGCUCUGGAGUGGCGAUGGCCAGGCUGUGUUGCCUGGGAGCAUGGGGACCCGCAAGCCACCCCCUCUACUUAACAGAAACAGAGGCCUCAGAGUAAGAGUGCCCAGUGCUUGCCCCACGUCCAGCUCUGUCUCUGCCUGCAGUCCUGAGUCCCAGAGUCACUCGGCUCUGGCCAAAUGCUGACCAGUGCCUGCCUGUGACCACAGCUGGGCUCAAGGUCGGGGCCCGGGGACAGGUGUGCCGCCUCAUGUUGGGGUUUCUGACCCCAGUCCCGCCCUGGGGUGAGCUGGGGUGCGGAGGACUCACUGCAGGAACCCAAGCCUGUCAGGGACGAGGCAGCCGCCCUCAUCGUCCUCUUCUUCAGUCUCCAAAAGUGCUACUCCUCGGAGUCCCUACAGCCGAGAGUGUACCCGGAUAAGAAGUCACUGGGGGAGCUGUCUGCCCGUCCCCUCUCCCCGUGUCCCCAGGGAGGCGGGGUCUGGCUCUCACAGGCACAGUCCUUGAGGCAGGGCCCCACCUCCUCCCUCAGCAACCUGGCCCGUACCUGCUCAUAUUUCAUGAUGAGCGCUACUCUCUCCUGGGCCCUCCAGGACCUCAAGGCAUUCACAUCCAAUCUGUAAGACACACACGCACAUGGGAGCCAGCACUGGGGAGCCCACGGGAAUGCUGACCUGAGGGCUGUCCCCCUGGUCAGAGGGGGGGCUGCCACACAGCCAGGCAGGCGGGAACCUGGUGUCUGGGUCCCUGGAGGAUGACUUGUGCAGAGCUCAGGGACUAGGCACCGUGGGGAAGGACAGCCCCCACCUUGCCUCCCCUGCCCUCGGAAAGGAUGCUCCUCCCCCAGCCUGGCAGCCACGAGUCUUCCAGGGAGCCCAAGUCUAUGGGGCUCCCCGGCCUGCU
This is a messenger RNA of Oryctolagus cuniculus (rabbit), 6133 nucleotides long. RefSeq names its product tubulin alpha-3 chain. NCBI's taxonomy places the organism in Eukaryota, Metazoa, Chordata, Mammalia, Lagomorpha, Leporidae. Gene Ontology annotation, cellular component: microtubule. Gene Ontology annotation, molecular function: structural constituent of cytoskeleton; GTP binding. The record is from RefSeq and is a predicted model, not a curated record. Gene Ontology annotation, biological process: microtubule-based process.